AAACAAAAGAUGGUCUAUGGAUUGACCCUGAUUUCGAUGACGAUGAAGAUGAUUUUGAAUCUGAUCAUGGUGUCGAUUCAAACUUGACAUCAAAAUCUGAUACCAGUAAUCCCACCUCAACAUCAACCUCCAUUGAUACACCUCUAACAAGCGUCAAGGAUUUAUAUUAUGAAAAAGUCGAAUCACCGAUUAACAAGUCAAAUGAAAGAAAAAACUCCAAAAGAUCCUCAUAUAGUGAAAAAGUCGAAUCACCAGGUAUCAAGACUAAUGAAAGGAGAAACUCAACAAGGUCCUCGACUGCUUCCAGACCUUCUGAAUCAAGUGGUCAGUUCCAUAUUCACGAUCGUAAGGUUAGCGAUGCCCCGGUGAUUGUGGAUAGUCCAAUGCCUAUUGAUGAAAGACACUCUCUGAAUGUUUUGGCUUUAAAUAGUCCGGCGAAUUCGAUGGACAAAAAUUUUCGGUUAGAAUAUGAAAUUCUUCAGGAUACUUUGGAAAAGAGUCGUUCGGCCACUCAAAGAAAUUUGGAUAUAAUUAAUAAAGUAUACAAGAUACUUGAUCAAUGGGAGAAUGUCACUGAUUCCUUGCUUAUCAAACGAAUAGAAACAUUAUGCAUCACCAUGGAAAUUAAACCUAAAGAUCUAUUGACUAUUUUCGAGGAAAAUCCGACGGAAUCUCCAGACUACUAUUUUGUCAUUGG
Messenger RNA from Acaulospora morrowiae, 697 nucleotides. NCBI's taxonomy places the organism in Eukaryota, Fungi, Glomeromycota, Glomeromycetes, Diversisporales, Acaulosporaceae. The record is from the annotation of a GenBank genome assembly.